GGUGCUUGUUGCGCGCUUGUUAUCAACAUUUCUCAUAUUUCAACCACGCCCCUCUGAAUGGCAUCUGUUGAUUCUACUUUUGCCCCUCAAUGGAAGUACGAUGUCUUCUUGAGUUUUAGAGGAGAAGACACCGGAAAAACUUUUACCGAUCAUCUCUAUACAGCUUUGGAUGAGAAUGGAUUUUAUGCCUUCAGAGACGAUGAAAAACAUGAGAAACGGGAAGAAAUUGCGCCAGAAUUCUUGACAGCUAUUGAAGAAUCAAAGAUUUCCAUCCUUGUAUUUUCGAAGAACUAUGCUUCUUCGAGGUGGUGUUUAGAUGAGCUGGAAACCAUAAUUAAGUCUAUGAAAAAACCGGGUCGAAUGGUUAUGCCGGUGUUCUACCAUGUUGAUCCAUCAGAAGUGCGAGAUCAGAUCGGAAGUUGUGAAGUAUUUUUGAGUCAUGAAAGAGAUGCCGAGGAGACGAAGGAGAAGGUGAAUAGAUGGAGGGCCGCCUUGAGGGAAGCAUCCAAUCUAGUGGGAUGGCGUCUUCACAAUCAGUAUGAGUCACAGCUUAUCAAGGAAAUUAUCACUGAUAUUCUUAGAAGAUUGAAUUGUGAGCUUCUGCAAGUUGAUUAUGACACAGUUGGAAUGGAAUUUCGUUUGAAAAAAUUGUUGUCGUUGAUAAAUCUUAAGUUGGAUAAGGUUCUCAUGAUUGGGAUAAAUGGAAUCAGUGGAAUUGGGAAGACUACCAUUGCCAAGGCUAUUUACAAUAAAAUCUCAUAUCAUUUCCAGAGUACCAUCUUUCUUACAAAUGUUGGAGAGAAUUCAAGAGGUCAUCAUCUCAAUCUACCACAAUUUCAGCAGCUACUUGAUGAUGCAUCAAUAGGAACAUAUGGAAGAACAAAAAAUAAAAGGGUUCUUCUUGUUGUUGAUGAUGUUGAUCGGUUGAGUCAAGUAGAAUACUUAGUUAAAUUACGUGAUUCGUUUAGCCUCCGAAGUAGAAUUAUCUUUACAACUAGAGAUAGACAUUUGCUAAAUGUGGCUAAAUUAGAUGCAUCAUAUGAAUCUAAAGGAUUAACUCAUGAGGAAGCUAUUCACCUCUUCAGUUGGCAUGCCUUUAAACAAACCUUUCCAAAAGAAGAUUAUGUGGGCCUUGUGAACCAUGUUGUAGGAUAUGUUAAGGGUCAUCCUUUAGCUCUUAAAGUGUUGGGUUCUUCUCUUUUUGGCAAGACAAUAACCGAAUGGAAAUGCAUAUUGCAUAAACUAAGAAAAAACACUCAUGGCGAAAUUUACAAUGAAUUAAAAGUAAGUUUUGAUGGACUAACUCCUACAGAGCAGGAGAUUUUUCUUAAGGUUGUAUGCCUUUUAAAGGGGAAAGAUGAGGAAUCUGUUUCAACAAUACUUGACAGUCUUGGGUUGGGCUCAGAAAGUGGAAUUCAAGUUCUUCAUGAUAUGUGUCUUGCAACAAUUUCAAACAAUAAGUUAUACAUGCAUGAUUUAUUACAACAAAUGGGUCAAAAACUUAUUGAUGAAAAUAAUCCCCAUGAGCCUAGUAAAAGGAGCAGAUUGCAGGACUCCAAGGAUGUGUAUCCUCGAUUGACAAGGAAUACGGGGACAGAAGAAAUUCAAAAGAUACAGUUCAGCAGUGCAGGUUUCCUGAAAAUGCCCAAAUUAUAUUCCCUAAUGCAUCUUCCUUUGAAAUCUUUGCCACCAAAUUUUCCUGGAGAUAGCCUUAUUUUUCUUGACUGGAGUCGUAGCAACAUAAGACAGCUCUGGAAGGAUGAGUAUCCUCGAUUGACAAGGAAUACGGGGACAGAAGCAAUUCAAAAAUUACUUUCCCCAAUGCAUCUUCCUUUGAAAUCUUUGCCACCAAAUUUUCCUGGAGAUAGCCUUAUUUUACUCGACUUGAGUCGUAGCAACAUAAGACAGCUCUGGAAGGGGAAUAAGAGUCUUGGAAACUUGAAGGUCAUGAAUCUCAGUUAUUGUCAAAAUCUCGUAAAAAUCUCAAAAUUUCCAUCUAUGCCAGCAUUGAAGAUUCUAAGGCUUAAAGGGUGCAAAAAGCUUAGGAGUCUUCCAAGUAGCAUCUGUGAGUUGAAAUGCCUUGAAUGUCUCUGGUGCUCUGGCUGUUCAAACCUAGAGGCGUUUCCAGAGAUCACAGAAAAGAUGGAAAAUUUGAAAGAGCUUCAUUUGGAUGAGACAGCUAUAAAAGAGCUACCUUCAUCAAUUUACCAUCUGACAGCACUUGAAUUUUUGAAUUUGGAACAUUGCAAAAACCUUGUGAGUCUUCCAAGUGGUAUUAGUAAGUUGGAACACCUUAAAAGUAUAUGUUUAUGUGCCUGUUCAAAACUAAAGAGCUUACCACCAACACCAGGAAGAUGGAAUAUUUAAAAGAUCUUUAUCUGGAUGAGACAGCUAUAAAAGAGCUAAACAUUAAUUGGAUAUCUGGAAGAGCUUGAACAUUUGGAUUUGUCAUUUUGCAAUGAUCUUGUGAGUUUUCCUGCUAUUAACAGUCAACUUUGUGGGCUAAGAUUCCUUGGUUUGAGCCACUGCAAGAGGCUUCAAAGCCACCCUGAGCUUCAAUCAAGUAUAGAGUAUGUAGAUGCACACCAUUACACCUGCUUGAAGACUUUGCUGUUUCCAUCAUUGUUGCCAUGGAAGAGGCAGACAUGGCCUUCUGUGUUCAAUUAAUACAAAUGGGAAAUUCAGGGGUCGGAAUUGAGGAGCUGUUUGCCUUGUCCAGAGAACGAACCACCUUCAUGUGUCAGCAGAGAAUUUGAUAUUUUCAUUUCUGGAAGUCAAAGAAUUCCAGAGUGGAUAAGUUGUCAGAUGGGAUGUGCAGUAAAAACAGAGCUUCCUAUGAAUUGGUAUGAGCAGAAGGGCUUUCUGGGUUUUGUUUUAUGCUCGGUCUAUGUUCCUCUCGAUACUGCAUCUGGCCAUGAAUCUGAGAAUACGUUUGAUGAUAUAUCUCAGAAUGAAUAUGCUCAUACAUCUAAGAAUGAAUCUGAGGAUGAAUUUGAGAAUUCCCCAGUUGAUGCAACACGCACUUGUCGUUUAGAAUGCAAAUUGACUGAUCAGAUUGGAGAGGUAGAUUUUCUUGCAUUUGGACCAACCCUUUGUGAAUACUACUUUAAUGGUGGUCCAUCCAAGCAAGUGUGGAUCAGGUAUUAUCCAAAGGUUGCACUUAAAAAGAAGUACUUCUCCAAUGAAUGGAGUCACUCGAUUGCUUCAUUUAAAGGCUAUCACAAUGGUACACCUCUAAAGGUGAAAGAAUGUGGAGUCUAUCUUAUAUAUGCUCGAUCUGAUCAACAUUAUAAUCUUCUUGCUGAAAGCCUUGAUGAUGCAGGAUCAAUUGUAGUUGAAAGUGAUAGCUUUGAUGUAGGUCAGCAACCAUGCCUUGAAGAUUGAAAAGAUCCACCAAUGACCAUGAGCUUCUGCUCCUGAAAAGUUCUCUCUGAAUACUUCAAGACUUACUGGAUGCAAAACGCUUAGGAGUCUUCCAAGUAGCAUUUGUGAGUUGAAAUGUCUUGAGCAUCAAGUGUUCUGGCUGUUCAAACCUAGAGAGGUUUCCAGAAAUUACAGGGAAGAUGGAAAUUUUGAAAGAGCUUCAUUUGGAUGAGACAACUAUAAAAGAGCUACCUUCAUCAAUUGGACAUCUGACAGUGGUUGAAGUUUUGAAUUUGGCAUGUUGCAAAAGCCUUAGCCUUGAAGGUUUUCCAGGUAGUAUUAGUAAGUUGCAACACCUCAAAAGUCUCUGUCACACUCACUGUUGAAACCUAGGGAGGUUUCCAGAAAUUACAGGGAAGAUGGAAAUUUUGAAAAAGCUUUAUUUGGAUAAGAUAACUAUAGAAGAGUUACAUGCAUCAAUUGAUAUCUGGAAGGACAGUGAUAUCGGUUCUCAUGGGACUCUUGGUAUCAAAUGCCGUUCAAAACGCAAACCUCUAUUCUUUAAGAAUACAACGAGCAAUCUGGGGUGAUUUGUCUAAGAUUCCUCAGUUUGAGCCUCUGCAAGAGGCUUCAAAUCCUCCCAGAGCUUCCAUCAAGUAGAAACUGUGUAGAUGCACACCACUGCAUCUGCCUGAAGACUUUGUCGAUUCCAUCAUUGUCACCAUGGAGGAGGCAGUCACGGCCUUUUCUUUUCAAUAACUUCAAAUGGGAAAUUCAGAUAUGAUUUUCAUGGAACACAACUAUUAAUCUAGACAUGUGAUUUACAUGGUACUUUUUUGCAGGAGUUGGAAUCAAGGAGCUGUUUGUCUUGUCCAGAGAAUGAUCCAUUUUCCAAUGUCACCAGGGGAUUUAAUAUUCUGACUUCUGGAAGUCAAGCAAUUCUGAAGUGGUUCGGUUAUCAGAAAGGAAGUGCAGUAACAAUAGAGCUUCCUAUGAAUUGGUACAAGGAUAAGGGGUUUCUAGGAUUUGCUUUAUGCAGUCUAUGUUCAACUUGAUGCUGAAUCUUGCCAUGAAUUUGAGAAGCAAUCUGAGAAUAAGUUUAAUGAUAAAUCUCAGAAGGAAUAUGCUCAUACACCUAAGAAUGAAUCGGAUGAUGAAUUUGAGAGUUCCCCAAUUGAUGCAACAUGCACUUAUUGUUUAGAAUGUAAAUUGACUGAUCAAAUUGGAGGGGUAGAUUUUCUUGCAUUUGCACCACCCCUUUGUGAAUGCUACUUUAAUGGUGGUUCCUCCAAGCAAGUGUGGAUAAGGUAUUAUCCAAAGGUUGCGCUUAAAAAGAAGUACCUCUCCAAUGAAUGGGGUCACUUGACUGCUUCAUUUAAAGGCUAUCACAGUGGUAUACCUCUAAAGGUGAAAGAAUGUGGAGUUCAUCUUAUAUAUGCUUGAUCUGAUCAACAUGAUAAGCUUCUUGUGGAAAGCCCUGAUCAUGAAGGACCAAUUGGAGUUGAAAGUGAUAGCUUUGAGGUAGGUCAGCAACCAUGCCUUGAAGGUUGAGAAGAUCCACCAAUGACCAUGGUUAAGCUUCUGCUGCUGAAAAGUUCUCAGAAUUCUCCAAGACUUAUUGGCAAAUUGCAGAAUCCUAUUCAUCGAGCCUUGGAUUUGAAAAUCUCAGUACGUCAAGGUGGAUGGCCCAACACUGAACUGAUCCUAACUGAUCAAGGCAGGUCGCUCAUUACAAGUUCAGUUCCAAUUUUGAGUUAAGCUUUCGGGUUCCAUUCAACUUGGUUUUCCACCAUAUUUUCAGACUCAGAGACUGAUCAAGUCCCCAAGCAAGGAUGUACGAUCAUGUUUGUUUAGAUCAUGCUUUAGAUUGUGUUUAGAUAAGGUAUUAAUUUCAUGCAUAAUAUAUGUGGGAUCCCCACGUCUGUCUCGCAUGAAUCCCUUUCCCCGUCUAGAUUACAGAUGGCCAAAAUGUUAUGGGGACAUCAUUCAAGCAAUGAAUACUGGCAGUAAAUACUGAACCAA
This is a messenger RNA of Vitis vinifera (wine grape), 5385 nucleotides long. RefSeq names its product disease resistance protein RUN1. Bases 58 to 2367 code for a protein of 769 amino acids. NCBI's taxonomy places the organism in Eukaryota, Viridiplantae, Streptophyta, Magnoliopsida, Vitales, Vitaceae. Gene Ontology annotation, biological process: defense response; signal transduction. Gene Ontology annotation, molecular function: ADP binding. The transcript has 9 exons. The record is from RefSeq and is a predicted model, not a curated record.